Messenger RNA from Ilex paraguariensis (yerba mate), 336 nucleotides. NCBI's taxonomy places the organism in Eukaryota, Viridiplantae, Streptophyta, Magnoliopsida, Aquifoliales, Aquifoliaceae. The record is from the annotation of a GenBank genome assembly.
AUGAGGCAUGAGCGUAGAGCAUGGGAGGGGAGUUCACUUGAUGCACCAAGAAGGGUGAAAGCAGGCACUAAGGGCACUACUGGACGAGCAGGGCACGCGAUGCUGGCGGUGUGCUCAAGUGGGCGAAGAGGUAGACGUCAAGGCGAAGGCGGGAACGAGGAGGAAGGCGCCAAGGUUACCAAGGCAAGGGUGCGCAAACGCUUAGGAGUGAGCACUAGGCGCCGAGGUAUUUGGCAACAAGCGCAAGCGCGCCGGAGCACGGGCACCGGGGAGCUGGGCACCACUAGGCAUGGGAGCUGGGGCAUUGGCGCUGUGCAUGGUGCGUCGGGGAGCUAA